AUGCGUCCCGAAGCUGGAAAAGACACCGUGGCCCUUUCCACACAAAAUAUCGACUUCAUGUAUGAAAGGACCGUCAUGCAAAAUGUCAGGAGCUGUGUGCCCCCCUCCUGGACACGCCUCCUCCCCGAUUGCCCCGCCCCGUCCACGUGCCGGCCCCGGGGGGGGGGCUUCCGAGGGGGCGUCCCCCUCCCCUGCCUCCCGCCAGGCGAGGGAGUCGCCUUCCCCGCCAACCAGAGCAGAGCGCGCAGGCAGGGGGGCCGGCUCAGCCCCCCCCCCCAGGCUCCCCGUCGGAGGAGCCGCGGCUGGCUCGGGCUUUCUUCCCUCCUGCGCCGCUCCGAGGAGAGCUGUGCCCGCGCCCCCGCUGCAUGCUGCCCGGUCCGGAGCGCCGCGCCGCGCCCUCCGCCGCCCAGCCCCGGCCCCAGAGCGGCCGGCCCCGAGGGGAGGACGAUGAGCAGCGCCAAGGGCGACCCGGUGCCCAGCCCGGCCGAGCCCAGCCUGCAGGAGGAAGAGGUUCGGACGCUCUUUGUCAGUGGUCUGCCUUUGGACAUCAAACCCCGGGAGCUCUAUUUGUUGUUCAGACCGUUCAAGGGAUAUGAAGGCUCUCUUAUUAAACUCACAUCUAAGCAGCCGGUGGGCUUUGUUAGUUUUGACAGUCGCUCAGAAGCGGAAGCUGCGAAGAACGCUUUGAAUGGAAUUCGCUUUGACCCAGAAAUCCCUCAGACGCUCCGGCUAGAGUUUGCUAAGGCCAACACGAAGAUGGCUAAGAGCAAAUUAGUGGGAACGCCCAAUCCAAGCGCUCCAGCUGCCCCCAACACUGUACCUCAGUUCAUUACCAGGGACCCAUAUGAGCUCACGGUACCUGCACUUUACCCCAGUAGCCCUGAAGUGUGGGCGCCGUACCCUCUCUACCCAGCGGAGUUAGCACCUGCUCUACCUCCACCUGCUUUCACCUACCCCGCUUCACUGCAUGCCCAGAUGCGCUGGCUCCCUCCCUCCGAGGCUACUUCUCAGGGCUGGAAGUCCCGUCAGUUCUGCUGAAUACUGUGUACCAGGUGUGUGAUGGCGGCUACAAUCUGUCUUGUGGGUAUUAAAGUGUUCUUCCUAAGUCGCUACCAGUAUCUUACCUUCAUCUGCAAAAAUACAGUGUGGUGGG
This is a messenger RNA of Euleptes europaea (tarantolino), 1153 nucleotides long. It is a transcript of the gene RBPMS, whose product is annotated as RNA binding protein, mRNA processing factor. NCBI's taxonomy places the organism in Eukaryota, Metazoa, Chordata, Lepidosauria, Squamata, Sphaerodactylidae. Gene Ontology annotation, molecular function: mRNA binding. The transcript is spliced from 10 exons. The record is from RefSeq and is a predicted model, not a curated record. Bases 1 to 1038 code for a protein of 345 amino acids.